GGCAGCAGCGGCAGCAGCAGCAGCGCUGGAGUCAGUACAGUCAGGAGUCUUUCGUCGUGCUGGCGGAGCGAAACUAAAAGCCCCUCUGCUCUGUUACUCACUAAAUUCAGACAGCGAACUCAAGUGAAGAGAGGAGCGCUCGAUUUGUGUAGUCGCUGUUAGGCGGAGCUCUCAGUUUUUCAGUCCGCCAGGGGAAAAGUGUUCAUCCCAAGGACGUUCACUACAAAAGCUUGAGAAGCUCAAAACGCGGAUAAAACGUGAUGAAUGCGAUCAGAGAUUAUUUUCCUGUCCUGCUUGUUGUGGCGGCGGUGGUGACGGACACAGGCGCUAAAGUCUCUGAAGAUGGUCUUUCCAUCACCCCAGGGGACACUCCGGAGAGUGGGGCCAGCAUGUACCCCACCACCCAGGACAUGGGUAGGAGGCUUCCUGUGGUCACCACCGUCCCAUCUGUCCAUGUCCCCAACCAUCAUCCCCUCUACAGGGAUCCCCCGAGACAACAGGUCCUGAUCAGUCCUCAAAGUCAGCCCAACUACUUUGAAGACAGUGGAGGAUCCAGAUCACACCCCAACUCUCAGCCCACCUUGUCCACCUCAACAUCCAGUGAUAAAAGGGCUUCAGAUGAGAGCACUCACAGCUCCAACAUGCAAACAGCCCUGCUAAUGCAGACAUUAGCUGCCACUUCUCACUCUAACAGCCUUGUUCCAGUCACCAGCGUGGUUUUCAAAGAUCCAGAACAUGCUACCAUGAUCCCCUCUGCUGCUACUGCUGCAAGGGAGAAACAUGAAGUGAGGCCAGAGGAACCUGGACUGACACAGAAUGUGAGGGCCAGCAGUGAUGAAGAGGAAACAACAACCAGCAUCAUCACCACCACCACCAUCAUCACCACCAUGCAGAGUCCAAUUCCCUGUCUGCUGAACCUGACUGGACCAGAAGGAUACAUAGAGGCUCCACCACAGUCCAGCUCUGCUUUUCACUCCACUUUGGACUGCAGCUACAUCAUUACCGUUUAUAUGGGCUUUGGAGUGGAGGUCCAGGUGAUGAAUGUAAAUCUGUCUGAGGGAGACAAGGUGGUGUUUGAAGAUGUGGGUCAUGGGGAGAACACCAUGCUGGCCAAUGAGUCCAUUCUGAUGAGGGGGUUAGUAGUACGAAGCAACAGCAACCAGAUUUCUAUCAGCUUCCACAGCCAGAUGUCUCAGGCUGGAUCAGUCCUGCUCAGAUAUCAAGCCUUCGUGUUAAGCUGUGUCUUCCCUCAGCGGCCUCUCUACGGUGAUGUAUCAGUGAGCAGUCUCCACUCUGGAGGGGAGGCUUUUUUCUCCUGUCUGACCGGCUACAAGCUGCAAGGCCCCAGUGUGCUGACUUGCCGCAAUGCUAGCACCCCCUACUGGAGUGGCAAGGAACCGCACUGCCUAGCUGCCUGUGGUGGUUUGAUCAGGAAUGUUACAGUCGGCCAGAUCGUCUCUCCGGGUUUUCCCAGCAACUACAGCAACAACCUGACCUGUCACUGGCUGCUGGAGGCCCCUGAAGGCCAAAGACUACACAUCCACUUUGAGAAAGUGGCGCUGGCAGAGGAUGAUGAUCGACUGCUGAUCAAGAAUGGUAAGAGCAUAGAUGCAGCAGCCCUGUAUGAUUCAUAUGAGGUGGAGUAUCUACCUAAUGAAGGUCUACUCAGUACCUCCAGGCAUCUCUUUAUUGAGCUGACUACAGACAGUACAGGCACAUCCACUGGAUUUGCCAUCAGGUACCAAGCCUUUGCAGCUGGCCACUGCUACGAACCCUUUGUGAAGUACGGUAACCUGACUAGUAGUGACAGCACUUGGGCAGUGGGAGCUGUGGUGGAGUUUUCCUGUGACCCCGGCUAUACUCUGGAACAGGGAUCUGUCACCAUUGAAUGCAUGGACCCCAACAAUCCCCAGUGGAAUGAAACAGAACCUGCCUGCAGAGCUGUGUGUAGCGGAGAGAUCACAGAUUCAGCUGGAGUGAUCCUGUCUCCUAACUGGCCUGAAGCCUACGAUAAAGGCCAGGACUGCAUCUGGGGAAUCCACGUCGAAGAGGACAAGAGGAUCAUGCUGGACAUUCAAGUGUUGAACAUUGGGAAGAAUGACCUUGUGACCUUUUACGAUGGAGAUGACCUUACAGCUAAAGUACUGGGUCAAUACGGAGGAUCAAAGUCCAGAUUUAAACUCUACACCUCCACUGCAGAUGUCACCAUCCAGUUCCAGUCUGACCCUGCCACCAACAUCUACGGCUAUGGCAACGGCUUUGUGGUCCACUUCUUUGAAGUAGCUCGUAAUGACACCUGCCCUGAGCUUCCGGAGAUCUCUAAUGGCUGGAAGAGUUCCUCCCACCCUGAGCUGGUUCAGGGCACUGUGGUCACCUACCAGUGCUACCCAGGUUAUCAGGUAGUGGGUGCCGAGCUGCUCAUGUGCCAGUGGGAUCUCACCUGGAGUGGCGACCUACCAAGCUGUGAGAGAGUGGUAUCUUGCACUGACCCGGGAAAGGUGGAGCACAGCAGGAGGGUGCUGUCAGGUCCUCAUUUCACCGUGGGUUCAACCAUCCAGUACCUCUGCAACAAGGGCUUCACCCUGUCUGGAAACAGCCUACUAAGCUGUUUAAACCGUGGCUCCUCCGGCCCCAAGUGGAACCAGAAGCUGCCCAGAUGCCUGCCUGAGACCUUUGAGCCCUGCAGUCACCCAGGAACCCCCACCUAUGGGAUCCCCAGUUCCAACAAGCUCCACUUCCAGGCUGGAGAGACCCUCCACUACUCAUGCCUGACUGGCCACCAGCUGCUAGGUGAGCAUGUUCUCCACUGUGUCCCUGGACACCCAUCUCAGUGGAGUGGACUGCCACCUGUCUGCAAAGCGCACCCAGGAGAGUAUGAUGAGCACAGAUUAGAUGUAUCUACUGCAGACCUAAGAAUGGAUGGAGCCCAAGUAGCAUUUGCUGUUUUCAUCCCUGUGAUCCUCCUCCUCAUCCUCAUCGUUGGCGUCUACCUCUACUUCUCAAAGGUUCAGAGGAAGCCUCUACGACUCUCCCUGUCCUCCAACUUACCAUAUGAAAACAUCACUGGGGAGUCAACUUUUGACAACUCUGUUUGUGAGACAACGGAAACAAGAGAAUAUGAGGUUUCCAUUUGAAGACGCCAGCUUAUGUCUUUCAGUAUGGACAGAUAAGAAGCCUGCUGACCCUUUUAAAGGUCUGUCACACUCACACCUUUGGUGACCCUUGAUGCCUCCACCUCUUCUCUGUACACUGAAUAUGAGCCCUCCUUUAUUUACCCAACAGAGGACAUCACACCAGCCCUGGGAGGGCUGAACCACCAGAUUAUUUUUAUAGCUCUUCAACAGUUAACGUUCCAGCAGCAGUUUGUACAGUUUUUAAUCCUGUGCUUGCAUCCUGAGGACUUUCGGUGUAACGUAUCAUCUCAGAAAGCAGAGGGAGUCAAUGUGAAGCUUGUGCCACUAAAGGGAUACUUUAUCCCAAAAUCAAAAAUAAAUAUUUUUCCUCUACCAUGAGUAGAGGGAUGCUUCCUUCUGACACUCUCUACAAUCAAUAUCUCCAAAACUUUGCAGCCCACACCAAAACAAUCUAGAUGGAUAAACAUUUGCUGUUGAGGUGAACUGUCUAUUAAGUGCAUAUGACCCCAGAUGUUACAUUGUGUUAUGUGCAUUACACUCUAUAUGUCUCCUUUCACAAUUUAAUGAACAAUGCUUAUGGAUUCAUGGGAUGUCUAUUAAGAAUAAGAUCCAACAAUUAAAUGUCACAGAAAAACAGUGACGUGUGCUUUUAUCAGAGUGUGCGUGUGUUGCUGUUUGAAUCGAUGCAACCUUCUGAGAUAAGAAAUCAGAACGUGCCUUAAAUAAAAGGCCCUUGAAGGAAUAUUUUUCUCUUUGUGAGUGAGAUGACAAGAUUGAUAUCAAUCUUGUGUCGGGGUGUUAAGCUUGGAGCAGGACAUAGUUAUCCUAGCUUAGCAUAAAGACCGGAAGCAGGGUGACACAGCUUGGCUCUGUCCAAAGUUCCAAAACACAUCCAGACCCAAAGCUUGCCUCACCAAAAAACAUGUUGUAUCUUGUUCAUCUGUACUCAGACAGAAAAAUAUAAAACAAUGUGACUAUUUCUCGAGAAACAAUGGUUACUUUAUCCAUUUGAACAAUGUUAACUUUAUGAAAUUUAACACGUCACCUGUGAAAAAUACAUGUCUAGAAGAUUAUUAUUGUAGUUUCUGGGAUUUCUGUUUUCCAUGUUAAGAUUACAGAUAUAAGAACAGAACAGAAAUGACAAACUCCUGUGAACUGUUGGUUGUUGCCUAAUCACACCCUGUCUGCUAAUGAACAAGCUACUCGUUUGCUUGCUAGCAAGGGCAGGCUCCCAGCAACAAGUAAGAAGUGGCAAAGCUGAUGUUGAUUCAUUUUUGUUGUUUGUUUCCUUUGGGUCUUCACCAUUAAAAGACCUUUGUUGUUUUCAUUUUGAACAACCCCCCCGCUUCCAGUGUUUAUACUAAGUUUAACCAUGUCUUGACUCAGUGGACAAAAUUGGCAAUUUUCCCAUCUCUCACUCAGACAGGCAGCAAAUAACCAUGUUGUGUCAAAUUGUUUCUUUAAAAAGAAGUGUUAGCAUAUAAAUUAAGAUUAUAUAUAUUAUCAAUAUACAUAUAUACACUUCAAAAGUUUCAAAUGUUUUCAGAAGUUAAACUUUUCAAUCAACUUUUCCCCAUAAGCAACAUCCAAUUCCCAUGAGGACAUUAAAGCUUCUGUUUUUAUUUUAAAAUGAAAAUGUGAUUUUUUUUGACCUCUCAUUUAGUGACAUCACAUCCUUAUUCUUUCUGUGAUCCAAAAGGAAAAUGUACACCAGGCUAAACUGUUGUUCUCAUUGCCAUUACUUAUUUGGAUAUUGCCUCUAAAUUUAACCAUACAAUAUAUAUUGUCCUAUGAUAAUAUGUAUCCAUGCAAGCUGGUGGGAUGACAAUGAUAAUAGUUAACCUAUUUUUGAUUCAUUGUACAUAAAGUGCUGAUUAAGCUACUUCACAUACAUCUUCAAUAAAAGUUAUUGUCCAGAAAAUACAAUGACAAUGUGUCUUAUUUGCUGAAUAAUCUCCUUAUUGUUAUUGUAGGAGAUGGAAGCGUUUGUGUCCAUUUGAUUGCAUGAGAUAUUUCUAUUGCAGAAAUGAUCAUUUUUUAUGCUCCU
Messenger RNA from Scatophagus argus, 5181 nucleotides. RefSeq names its product seizure related 6 homolog b (gene sez6b). The record is from RefSeq and is a predicted model, not a curated record. Gene Ontology annotation, biological process: synapse maturation; regulation of dendrite development. The coding region runs from base 261 to 3134 and encodes 957 amino acids. The transcript has 17 exons. Gene Ontology annotation, cellular component: neuronal cell body; dendritic shaft; endoplasmic reticulum. Lineage: Eukaryota; Metazoa; Chordata; Actinopteri; Scatophagidae.